Molecule: messenger RNA, 2187 nt
Organism: Drosophila rhopaloa
Lineage: Eukaryota; Metazoa; Arthropoda; Insecta; Diptera; Drosophilidae
Exons: 6
Coding region: 672-2015 (447 amino acids)
Cellular component (GO): plasma membrane
Source: RefSeq, a predicted model, not a curated record
ACUUGCUGCAGGUGGCAGCUCCGCCCUGCCCAAACCCCCAUUCCCCAUCCAAUCCCGCUCCCAGCGGCGUAUGUAGAACGAUUUUAUGUUUAUGCUGGCUAACAAUGGCUGCCUUUGUUUUUAGCUCGCCGCGCUCCCCACAAGAAAAGCGAAGGAAAAGGCAGCGAACGACAACCACUGGUGGCUAGUAGCCAGUCAGUCUGUGCUCUGCCUUGGCCAGCAGCAGACGGAACCGUGCCGCCGCGAUCCCAUCCGAGAACCCCAGUAUCGCGCUCUUUUAUUUCGAAUUUUAGUUCGCUUCGCGGCAGCUUAGCCAUUUAUUUCGGUUGUUAUCGUUGGUCCGUUUCGGAUUUUAGUUGGUAGAUUAAACACAUUUUAUUUUAGACGAGCCGGGCAGCUCAUUAAAACCAAACCAAACACAUCGUUCGUAAACAAUCAGCUUGGGCCAGGCCAGCCAAAGAUCUCCGUUGCAUCGCUGCAGCUUUAAUGGUAAAACACCGAGCGGAUCGCUCUUAUAUAACGAUAAAUCAGGAUACCCAACGGGCGUUAGCACUGCCUGACAGUUUAUGAGGAACGCGCGUUGUUCCAUGUGCGUGUGGAUUGCCCCUUGCCAUCGUCCAGAGAGCCCUAGGAGGGGAGGAGUGUGACCCGGAACCAUAACAGGCGCCAGAAUGAAGCGCGAGGUGUCCACGUCGACCAUCGGCCGGGAUGAGGCCCGCCGUCCCCUGAUGGAAGCCUAUAUGUUCCAGCGACGCGUCCUGCUCGGAUGCAGUCUGCUCAUGGUGGUGUCCCUGGUGAUCUGGAUAGUGGCCAUCUCGACCGAUCACUGGAUCAUCAUCUCCGGCGGAAAAGGCAUUUUUAUCCCGGAGUCGAGGCGGUUCUUCAUGUCCUCGCACUCGGGAUUGUGGCGCCACUGCCGGAACACCAUCGUGCCGAAUGCCAUGAGCAAUGCCCAGGUGGUGCGCAACUUCAGCUCCAUGUCCUACACCUCGCAGACGAACAUCAACGAGGCCAAGCGGAAUCUCUCGCACAGGGACUUCAUCAAGGAGUUCGCCCAGGAGCCGCUGGAUACGUCGGAAAACUUCACGGAGUCCGCCCGUCGGCACAUGUUUGCCCAUUGGGCGCGUGGCGAGGCGGAGGAGUUUCAAACGCUGCGCAAUGCCUUUCGCAGCCUGGUGAUGAACACGGAGGAGAACCAGCGGCAGAUCAACGCCACGGACAUCAAGCCGAUACCCAUCGAUCCGCUGGACGUUAAGGGCAUCAUUGCGAGAAAGACCUUCGGCUCGGCGCUGCAGCGGGUUAAGUACAACAACACCUGGUCGUACUACGUGAUCCCCGAGGUGGCCCAGUUGGCACUCUUUAGUAACUGGACGGAUUACCCGCUGGUUGUGCGUCUGCUGGGCACCUACAUCCGGGACAUAAACAUUCCCGCCUACGUGCUAAACGACGAGCGGGUGAUCUUGAUCCUGGUGCCACCACUGCCGCCCAAGAAGGGUCAGCCCGCCUUCUACAGCUAUAUCCCGAACCAGCGCUGCAAGUACAUCGACAUGUUUCCCAACUCCAAUGCCCUGCGAAACGAGCCCGGAUUCGAUGAUGAACUAUUGGUCGCUUGGUACUCCCUUUCAGACUACAUCCGGACGCAGGCAUCCUUUGCCUGCAUAACACUCUUCGUGAUGAGCCUCGGAGCUGUGUUCUCCUUCUACACGUUCAUGAAUCCGCGCUACAUGUUCAAGCGGCUGGCAGGUGGCAUUCACCUGGUGGCCGCCUCCACGGCGCUGGUGGUGCUCCAGGUGCUCUUCAACUCCAUUGACUACACCAAGGAUCAUCUGUUCUACGCAUAUCCUGACGGGGCUGAACUAAGAUAUGGAUAUGGCGUCUUCUUGGCCUGGUUCACCUUUGUGGACAAUAUUUUGUGCGGUGUUAUGUUCCUGUGGUACUCUGGCAAGAAAAAGGGCGCCAAGGCGCCCAAUGACGAGCUGGCGAUGGCGGAUGAACCCACCAUAAUGGGCAGAUAGCAUGGAAUGCCCUCCUGCACCCAAAGACCAAAGCAACCGGCACACUUGCCGUAGUUGCUUUUCAUUUCAAUUUCGUUAUUUGUUGUUUUCAUAAUGGCUGUAUUUAAAUUGUUUCGCUUUAUAGCAAUAAGAAUCUCAAAGCAAUAAAGGAAUUGAUUUCAGUCAAUAGUAA